AGUCAGUCUUGGGUUCGGCUUUAUUGUUUUGGUCUGGCUCUUUCAACUGUUUUCAUUUUCCUUGUGAAGCCAUGUCUAUGAGCCUUUUUGAUGUCAGUUCAUUGACUGGGUUGCCUUGCACUGGAGAAGAAAUUUCAGCAUUAUUAACUUUGCCUCCAGGUGUUGAGUACAAUGCAGAGUCGAAGCCCUCUUAUCCAGCUUUUGUGAGGUCUGCCUAUGAUAAAAGUCCCACUAAAGAGUUUAUUCCCUUAGCUGCUGUUUUAGCAUAUGGUAGACAAUUGGCUCUGGGUCCUUUUUUGCUUACUCAUUUAUACAGGAGUUGCCAAGAUAUCACGGCUCACUACUUAGUCAUUAGUGCUCGAGAUCUGCUCACUUAUGGCUUCAUGUUCAAGAAUGUUGUAGAGAACAAGAAAAGCUUUGAGGAGUGCUUCAAGUUUUUUGCUUCUCUUUCUAUUGACAGACCUGAUGCAAACUUUGCUGUGUUUCCAGGCAAAUCUCACGGUCCUUCAUGCUCUAUGCACCGAACCAAUUCUGCUGGUAGCUUGGAUACUGCCAAGACAUACCAUUCCCACCAUUGUUCUCCUUCAACCACAGCUAUCCUCUUCGCCCCUCCACCACUCACCAAAAAAUUUGAAGAGAAGAAAGUUGUAAAGGAAAGUGAAGACCUGGAAUCUACCAUGGCCGCCCAAAUGAACAAGCUAGAUCUGCCAAUGAGAGCUCCCAAAACUCAAGUCAAAAGGAAAAUUGCUACUCCUGCAGAUUCCACAGAAGAAAUUACUCCCUCCAAGCAGCGAAGAACCGAAGGGAUCAAGAGGUCAGCAGUUAAACCAUCUGCAGCCAAGAAACUUAUCAAGUCUACCUCUCCCUCGAGGUCCACUUCUACCACGGAAACCGAGACUCAACCUGAUAAAACAGAAGGUGUUUCCCUUGGUCCUGCUGCCACAACAAACCCUGUUGAAGACAUAUCUGCUGAGAGUGGUGAAAGCAAUUCUGACUCCUCUCGUACCAAAUCUGGUGAUGGUUCUUCACUCGCCACAAAGGUUAGGGAUUCUAGAUUCUCUUCACGCAUAGCAAACAAAUGCUUUAAAACAGUUAGACCAAAUGAACUCAUCAAUCUAAGCCCGGACAAAGAGAAUACCCCUACACCCGUAGCUUCUCCUGUUAGGCAUGUUCAUGUUGAUGACAUUGAGAGUGUUGCUAUUGAUGUGCCUAUGAUUGAUGAUGAUUUGGAGGAUGAACUUCUUGCCCAGCUGGACAUGUUGAUGGAUCCUUCGGCUAAAUCUGGAUCUGCAACAGAUAGUAAAGGGAAGGCUGUUGCUGAAGAAGCGAAUUUCGAUAUCAAUCUCCCUACCCAGGAGCAAAUUAGCUUUGCUAUUAUGACCAUGCAAGAGCUCCUUGACGACUUCACCACCAUUUAUACACACCUCAGCAAGAGAUUCCGGGUACUUGAGAGCAAAGUAGCAGCUGCAGAAUCUGUGAGGAAAUCUGUAGCGGAUAGCACUGUCGUUGUCUUUAAGAAAAAGGAAGAAUUCUUGGCAGCAAAGGAGGCUCAUGUCACACAAGUCAAACAUCUCCAAGAGCUUAAAGAAGAAAUCUCUAACCUUGAAGCCAAGCUUUUAGAGUUAAGAAACCAAGUUCUGCUUGCGGAGUAAACUGAGAAGAAUUUGGCAGAUCAAAGAAACAAGCUCUGCAUAGACAUGGAAGUUGGUUUGAAAUCUGCUGCCAAGAUCAAGGACCAGCUACCUUCUUUCACAGCCUCUGCAGAUGAAGCCGUUGAAGAAAUCAAGAAUAUGAGAGAAGAAUGGAGUACUUGGCAAAACAACCUUUGUUGAUUUUUCUUCUAUGUAUCUCCUUGUCUCUUUGUUGGUUGAAAUUGCACAUUGUCAUGUUUUCAAUGUUGAUCUCUUUCUUGGCUCAUAUUCUGAAAACCUGCUUGUUGUACUUUUUGUUCAUACUCUGGUAGAUGUUGAAAUCUGUCAUGGCCGAAAUCUGGCCGUUGUGGUUGUUCACAACCAUAUUUGGCCUACUUGCAGACUCGGCUCAGCACUUUUUAUUGAAUGAUAAAAUGCUAAAUAAUGA
This is a messenger RNA of Rubroshorea leprosula, 2079 nucleotides long. NCBI's taxonomy places the organism in Eukaryota, Viridiplantae, Streptophyta, Magnoliopsida, Malvales, Dipterocarpaceae. The record is from the annotation of a GenBank genome assembly.